This is a messenger RNA of Nicrophorus vespilloides, 2827 nucleotides long. RefSeq lists its product as uncharacterized. Bases 383 to 2623 code for a protein of 746 amino acids. Gene Ontology annotation, molecular function: protein binding. The transcript is spliced from 5 exons. NCBI's taxonomy places the organism in Eukaryota, Metazoa, Arthropoda, Insecta, Coleoptera, Silphidae. The record is from RefSeq and is a predicted model, not a curated record.
ACCGUACAUACACCAGCUUGCAAGUGCACCUCUUUGUAAUGGAAGAGAUUUCUUAAGUUGUCUCCGUUUUGCGGCUAUGCUCAGACUGGAAAUAUAUUUGCAACUGCGUAAUACCGAAACGCGCAAGCGUUGAACAUUCCAAUAAGUCCAUUGGUCGCUUCUUCGUGAAGUUCGAUAUUUAUUUAUUUACGUUUUAUACCUUCAAAACCGCAUCGCAUUUCCAUCCGUCAGGGAGGCCAUUUAAUUGACUUUGUUUUCGUUGCUGUCAGGUAACAGUUGGAACAAUCGAUAGCUAAGGACGCCAGUGAUAGUUGUUUUGCGGUGCAUCCGUAUUGCAAUAAAUUCUUGGUGUUUUACAAAAAGGUUUUCUACAAUUGUAAUAAUGGCCAGCAAGAAACGCGAUUUGGAGAUUAUUUACAAUCUAGUAUGGAAGAAUCGUUUGUUGGGGGACGAUCGUUCCAACAUCGUCGGGGUCUAUGAUAUUCCUUCUACAACCUUAAAUUGGGAAAAAUUUAAAUCAUAUUUGUUGAAAAAUUCAGGUACUUCAACUGAACAUAUAAGGGUGUACUAUGUUGACGUCAAUGAUAGAGAACUGCCCAUAGAAUCUCAAGAAGAUUUCCAAUUGGCCCUAUAUUCUUUCAGAAAGAGGGCUCGCGAUGGAGAUAUUAAUAUGUUGAAAUUAGAAAAAGUAGCUAAUCCCAAAAAUACUGCUGUAAAAAGGAAGGUAGCCAAACCUAGAGAGGAAUUAGUAGAUAAAAUCAAGAUGGACAGUCCACCUGAAUGGUUCACGCGUUACAUGAGAAAGUUUAAAAAGGAAAUGAUGGAGGAGAUUACUACUACCAUGAUGAAAAUAAAUUCGUCGCGAAAAUCCAGAAGCGAACCUAUGAAAAUGCCAGCAGUACCAUUGGAAUUAACCAAUAAAGAUUUAAAACAUUUAAAAUCCGAGAAAAAGUUGGAGAAUAAGCUGGAAAAGUUGGAUUUAAAAACGUUUAAAAUUAAAACCUUGAAGCAGGCUUUAAAGGAUGUGAAUGAAUCUCGUAGCACUCCGCUCAUAAAUGAAAUUGAAUAUAUGAAUGUAUCUUUGGCAACUAACGUUAUUUUUCCAAUGGUUCACUUGUUGGGCGGAGAAACAUAUAUGCAUAGUUGGGAGAUUAUCAAUUGUGGAAUGUUACCAUGGGAUAAGAAUACGGUAAUACAGUUUGCCUGGGGUUCGAAAGAUUUAGUUCCAAUUGAACGGGUCGUUGAAUGUCCUCAUUUAAAACCCGGAGAAAUUGGAACUAUAAGCACAUACUACAGUGUACCAGAAAUUCCUGGAUUGUACGAAUGUUACUGGCAUUACCUCCAUCAUGGUAAAAGAUUUGGCAAAUGGCUGGGACUGCAGGUGACUGUGGAUGAUAUUAAGAAGAGAAAACAUGAUACUAAAGUGGAAAGCGCUGUUGAAAUUGAGUCAAAUAUCAAAACUGAAAAUGAUGUAUUGGAGAGUAUAUCAUCCUUGAAUUUGAAUGAAAAUGAUGACUCCGGCAUGGUUGAGCCAGAUGAACAUAUUAAACCGGAAAAUACAGAAGCAGAUAACAUAAGUAUAAUAUCUUUGAAUGGAAGCAAUUCCUCAAAAGACGGUUACGUAAUGAUCUACGGCAAUGAAAGUGCUGAGCAGGAAAAUGCACAAGCUAUUGUCAAAGAAGAAAAAACAGAAGAACAAGAACCUGUAACUCAUAAUAAUGAAGAAAUAAAUGUGGCAGAAGAUGUCGUUACUGAUUAUGCAUUUAUAUAUUACAACGGAGAAAAAUAUCCGUUGGACAAGAAAUAUCUGAAAGAAGAUUAUUUCCAACAAGCUGAGACAGAACCCACAGUUUGGAUUAAGCCAGAAAAUGCAACUGUCGAAAUUCCACCAGAAGAAGCAAAUAACGAAGGAGGUCUUUCAAGUGAUCCUAUGAUUCAAUCCAUGUUGUCAUCCUGUGAGAACAGAUUGUUUAUUUUUCCGCAGCAAAGUCCUGGCUUUGAAGUAGUUCAAGCAGCUUCAACACCUCAAGUAUCCAAACUCGAAGAAUUAGAACUGACAACAAAUUCUGUUAAUGAAACAGCUUUACAAGAAGAUCCACAAAAUACAGAAUUUCACAGCGCCGACGAGUACGAAGAUCAAAACAAAAAUAUUGCUAGUGCUGCAAUUAGUAAUUCCUUUAAUUUGGGCGGAUCCGAAUCUGUCUCUAAUCGUUCAUGUAGCCACCAUCCACAUGAUAGCCCCAGGUGCUGUUUCAAGGAUAGAUCCAUGUCUGAGAGUCAUCAGAAUAUGACUCAUCACGAUGAUUACGAAUGCGAGUAUUCGUCUUAUUCUUCAAGAUCUUCUACAUCAAGACCGCAAAACAUACCACAGGAAAAUUUGCUGACCGGAGCUGCUCUGUUGGCCAGCUCCGCCAUGAGCACCGCUCGCAGCAUGAUGGAUAUGGUAAUGCAGAGUGGCAAAUGGGUAAAUGGUCACUGGGUAUCCGAAAACCCUAACAGUAAGCGUGAAUCUGCUUUGCUUGCUUUAUCAGAAAUGGGUUUCAAUGAUCGCGAUCUAAAUGCAACACUUUUGGCGCGUUACAAUGACGACGUCUGCAAAGUUGUCUCUGAGUUAAUCCAGUAAUUUGGAGAAAAAAGUAAUAUAUAUAUAUACAUUAUUUUCAAAUCCUAUUAUAUUUAGUCAAGGAUUUAUAAGUAUACUAUGUAUGUGUUAAUUAAGCUUUAAAAUUCAUAUGUUUAUAGAAUAGAGCAAAGAUAUAUAUAUAUAUUAACUAUAACUAUUUAGAGUUCGAGAAUACAUCUCAAAUUAUAAUAAUAAUAAUAUUAA